Punica granatum (pomegranate) is the source of this 671-nucleotide messenger RNA. Lineage: Eukaryota; Viridiplantae; Streptophyta; Magnoliopsida; Myrtales; Lythraceae. The record is from RefSeq and is a predicted model, not a curated record.
AGACCCUUUCAGCAGCUCACACAUCAAGAGAACAACAAUACACAUAUUCAACACCCAAUUGAAGACAUCCAAUAAAUCAAAGUUUAGCUUCAAGAAAGGAGGAGGAAGAAAGAAGGAGAAGAAUUGCAAUGGAGGGUUUGAUUCCAUAUCUUAUGCAUGCCAUGAGGAAGCAGAGGCCUCAGCACAGCUAUAGGUGCCUCUCUGACGCCUCCAACCGGAGCUACCAUUUGCUCACUGGGAGCGACUCCCACGAUGGCUCAUCCCACAGGAGGACCCGAUCUGAGUUCCUGCCGCCGGCUUCUGCUUCCAUGAUGGAGUUCUCCGAGCAGAGGUCUGCUUUUGAGUCGCCGCGGGGCUUGAACAGAGCAUCAGUGGCCUCCACUUCAACAACUACUGGGUCAAGUUUCGCAGGCAAAAGUUAUGGAUCCACCAAGAAUUUCAACAAUAUCUCUGAUCUCCGCCACCGGCGAUGAUCGGUCUAGUCAUCCUGCAAAUAACCGCAAGUGUUCAAAUCCAGUCCGUUGAUUCUUUUGCUGUUGUGUUUGUUUCUUCUUUUUUACUGGCUUUGUAAGAAAAUAAGAGGCCUAAAGCUGAACGUUGUAACGUGGGAGACUGUCUAAUUGUGAAAAAAAAUGGAUCUAAGUUAUGAAAUGUCACUCCAAGUUCAAGCA